Molecule: messenger RNA, 2154 nt
Organism: Hyaena hyaena (striped hyena)
Lineage: Eukaryota; Metazoa; Chordata; Mammalia; Carnivora; Hyaenidae
Product: neurexin-1-beta-like
Exons: 3
Coding region: 97-525 (142 amino acids)
Source: RefSeq, a predicted model, not a curated record
UCACCAGUAUUGAUUUCAGAGGAUGGACUAAAUUUCCUAGGAUUUCCAUUAAGAAUUAAGAAAAAAGCUCUAAGCACGCAGGGUAGCCAGACAGACAUGGAUAUGAGAUGGCACUGUGAAAACUCGCAGACCACAGAUGACAUCCUUGUGGCCUCAGCAGAAUGUCCCAGCGACGAUGAGGACAUUGACCCCUGUGAGCCGAGCUCAGGUGGGUUAGCUAACCCAACCCGAGCAGGCGGGCGAGAGCCAUACCCAGGCUCAGCGGAAGUGAUUCGGGAGUCCAGCAGCACCACAGGCAUGGUGGUGGGGAUAGUAGCUGCCGCCGCCCUGUGCAUUCUCAUCCUCCUCUAUGCCAUGUACAAGUACAGAAACCGGGAUGAAGGCUCAUACCAUGUGGAUGAGAGUCGAAACUACAUCAGUAACUCAGCACAGUCCAAUGGGGCUGUCGUAAAGGAGAAACAACCCAGCAGUGCGAAAAGCGCCAACAAAAAUAAGAAAAACAAGGAUAAAGAGUAUUACGUCUGAUCCCAAGAUCUUAAAAAGACCCUUGUAUAGAAAUAGUCUUCAUUUUAUCUGAGACAUAAUAUAAACUUAUUUACUUUCCUUUUUACGAAGCACAUACAAAAGAAGACAGGGAAUGCAAUCAGGAAGGAAAGACUGUUUUUAAAAAAAUAAAAACAAGUAUCUCAUGCUCUUGUUUCUCCAAAAAAGAAAGAAAAAAACAAAAAACAAAAACAAACAGGGGCCAAUAAAUUCCCUAACAUCCACAGUGUUUUCAUUUACUCUGCCUGUCUUUAUGUUGCUGGAACAUUUCUAAAAGACAGUGAUGACCGCACGCAUUCAUAAAGCAAAGGAGUAUUAACAACAUCGAGGCACAACACAAAAACAACACAACACACAACACACAAAAAAAAGAAGCUACCUAUGAUCCUGGAUUUAGCCAAAGUGCUAGCGCUUUCCUGAGAAGUCAGUUAGUCCGAUGGCCAGAGAAGACUGUGUGUUUGGAAUGACCCAAACUGCAAACCUUUGGGUUUACCCCCUGGCGCAGAUGGAGCAGUGGUUGGAACUUGCAUUUGAAACAAAGUGCUGGCUUUUUUGAAGACUCUUGUAGGAACACAUUCAAAAAGCCCCUUUCUGGUUGUGAGGGAAUAAAAAAGUAUGGAGGCCUUAUUUUCAACAAUGUGAAAUAUAAGGCACAUUUUCACACUAAGAUUUCAAAACAAAAAAACCCAAGAGGGCAUAGAUGCAACCAUUGGGAAAUUUUCAUGCACGCUUAAUAUGUUAUUACAUAUGUUUAUAUAAAAUCCAUCUCUGUGUGCUUUCUGGACUGUGAUAAGUGACGUUUUAUAGCCUGUUGUAUAGAAAAUGCAAAAUAUAUCUCUGCUCUUCAGCCAUUUUUGGUAAAUUCAAUGUUAUAAGUGUUGCUAAGUAUAGGGAGUUUUAUGACAUUGGAGCAACAAUUAUUUCAGGGUUUUUGUUUUGUUUUUGGGGUUUUUUUUUUGCCACCAUUAUAAAUUGCCACAAUUACUUACUUUUUUAAAAACUUACAAUGUAGUGUUUAUUCUAAGGAAGAUAUGUAUGAAUGUAUAUAAAAAGACUCAGCUACUUUUUUUUUCUAACAUGUACAGCCUUCAUUCUGUUGCAAUUAAGUUUUAGUAUUUGUAUGAAAGGUGUGAAUUAGAAGGUAAAAUAUAUACAUAUGUAUCUUAUAAUCUUCUUUUCUCCCCCAAAUACAUUUUUCAUAUACUUUCACCAUUUACAGUCACACACACACACACACACACACACACACACACACACAGAGGAAUCCAUCAGAUAUGAUGGAAAACCCGAACAUAUAUAUAACAGCAAAUAUUUACUGACAAAUUGAAAAGCAGGAAGGAAGGAAGAUAGUUGUGCCAAGGUAUUGAUGAAAAAUGGGGUGAUUUGCUUCAUUGAGAUCAUGCUCCCAAGAAACCCUGAGAAGAUUUUAGUCCCUAAUGAAAUGGAACCUUUUGUUAGCAAAUAGGAUAUCACUGGUAUAUUGCUGCAUGAAUACGAAAAAUUAUGUGGGGAGGUUACAGAAGCAAAAUUGGUUAAUCUAUAGUUUAACCCUGGCUGCUGCAAUUGAAAACUUUGUUUUCAAUAAAAUCAUAUAUAUAUAUGUGUAUAUAU